CGGAGGAACAUGUAUCUAACAUUUACAUCUUUCCUAAAGUUAACUGACUCAUCACUAAAUUUAAAAUAAAUUUAAAAAUGAUGGACAUUAAUUUUGAUCCAUACAUUUGGGCUAAAUGGCAUAGUUUUGCAAUAAGAACGGGUGGUUUGUUAGCUGUAGCAAGUAGUAAAGUUGCUUUUCCAGUUUUUUGGAUAUUAUCUUGGAGGAAAACUCAAAAAAUUCCUCCCAUCGACCAUGACAUCUUUCGAAUUAGCGCUAAAAAAUUAUCUUUAAUGAUUCGAAAUAAAGAAAUUAGUUGUGAAGAAGUUAUUACAAGAUACAUAAAUAGAAUUAUUGAGGUUAAUAAAGUUUUAAACGCUGUCGUUGAUGAGAGAUUUCAAGAAGCUUUGGAAGAAGCAAGAAUUAUUGAUGAGUGGCUCAAUACGAAUGCUUUAAAUGUGGAGGAAAUCGAAAAAAGAUUUCCGCUACUUGGAAUUCCUGUUACUGUUAAAGAAGCUUGUAAAGUUAAAGGAAUGAUAUUUUCAGUUGGGAUAAGAACCAGAGAAGGAAUGAUUGCAGAUUCGGAUGGAGAAGCAGUAAGAAGAUUAAGAUCAUCGGGAGCAAUCCCGCUUUUAGUUUCGAAUACACCAGAAACAUGUUUCGGGAUGGAAUGCGAUAAUUUAAUAUCAGGAGUUUGUAGCAACCCAUACAACACUAAUUAUACAUGUGGUGGUUCUUCCGGUGGAGAGGGUGCUUUACUCGGCGCGGGGUGUUCAUUAAUCGGGUUAGGUUCCGAUGUGGGUGGGUCAAUAAGAAUCCCAUCAUUAUUUAAUGGAAUUUUCGGCCAUAAACCAACAUCAGCCUUAGUUCCAAUUCAAGGUCAUCACCCUUUAGUUGAAGAUGAAAAAUUCUCGAGAUAUUUAGUUCUUGGCCCAAUGGCGAGAUACGCAGAAGAUCUGCGUUUGAUGUUAUCAAUUUUAGCUAAAGAAGAUAUUAACGUCAGCGAAAAAGUUAAAAUGACAGAUAUCACCGUUUUUUAUCUAGAAGAUAUGAACGUUAAUUUUGUUAAUCCAGUCGAUAAGUGUAUCAGGAAAGCUUUGUUGAAAUGCGUCGAACAUUUAGGUGGAAGAUGUCAGGCGAAAAUCAGCGAUACAAAGUUUUUGGAACUUUCGGAAACUUUAGAUUUGAGUGUUAUGUGCUUUGGUGAUGUUGGAAAUAAACCCGAUUUAUUGGUUGAUCAAAAUGAUCCAAGUAUACGAUACAAUUUCUUUUCUGAAGUUUUCAAGUUUUUCUUGAACAAAUCAAAAUUGAACUACAACAGCUUAUUGUAUAACAUUUUCCACACGAUUCAAGAAUUAUUAUUUACACAAAACACCACCUAUUUCCAACAAAAAGUUGAUGAAUUCAAAACGAAAUUCACUAACACUUUGGGUGAUAACGGAGUAUUUUUGUAUCCAACUCUUCACACUUCCGCUUUCCAACACAAAGCGACGAUGUUCAACGUAACCGGAUUAGCUUAUACGAUGGCUUUUAACAUUUUUGGCUUUCCAUCGACUCACGUUCCUUUGGGUUUGAAUGAAAAAGGACUCCCAAUUGGGAUUCAGGUUGUUGCCAACCCAAAUAGGGACGCUGUUUGUUUAUCGGUUGCUGAAGAAUUAGAACGAAGAUUUGGGGGGUGGAUACCCCCACCGUCAUAAAUCCUAAUUAAAAUCGAAUUAAAUUAAUUUUUUAACUUAUCAUUAAAAAAAGUUUAAAAUAAGUGCUAAUUAUCUAGUUAAACGAAGUAUUUUGUUUGGUUUGAAAUAAUUAGAAAGAUUCUGGACAAUUUUUGACAGCUUCAAAAAUCUUCUGGAAGACUUUUUAAUUACAUAAAAAGCGUUUGGACACUU
Molecule: messenger RNA, 1868 nt
Organism: Onthophagus taurus
Lineage: Eukaryota; Metazoa; Arthropoda; Insecta; Coleoptera; Scarabaeidae
Product: fatty-acid amide hydrolase 2-like
Cellular component (GO): endomembrane system
Source: RefSeq, a predicted model, not a curated record